Dentiscutata erythropus is the source of this 321-nucleotide messenger RNA. The record is from the annotation of a GenBank genome assembly. Lineage: Eukaryota; Fungi; Glomeromycota; Glomeromycetes; Diversisporales; Gigasporaceae.
AUGGAGAGAGGAUUGGUUAGAAGAUCUGCAAAAUUUAAUUCUUAUCAAUGGAGUACAGCAAUAACUUAUGAAAAAACUAAUGUACAUGAUUCAUAUCAUAAUAAAUCUUUAUUGCAACAAAAACAAAAUACAAAACAAUCACCAAUUACAACAAAAUCUAAAAAAAAGCUUGCUAUAACAGAAACUAGUUCUAAUGAAUCUUCUAUAAUAUAUGAACAGGAACAACAGUUAAAUAUUGAUUAUAAAAAAUUAACAGUUCAAAAGAAUUUAAACAAUGAACUUGAAAGAGAAAUUAAACUUCGCCAACAACUUAAAUCAUGA